UGUGUCGCGCAGUCGAAACCAGAUCUCUUGCCCCACGAUCAAACCCUAAGGCGAAACAUCUAGCCCUAGCGUUACUCAAUUCGUUCUGCAGCAACAAUGGCGGUGGAGACGGCUCCAACACGGUCGAGCAAGCUCCGGUGGGGGGAGCUUGACGAAGACGACGGCGAGGAUCUCGACUUCCUGCUUCCGCCGCGCCAAGUGAUUGGGCCGGACGAGAACGGGGUGAAGAGGGUGGUGGAGUACAAGUUCAACGCCGAGGGCAACAAGGUCAAGAUCACUUCCACUAUCCGCGUUCGCAAGCUGGCCCACGCUCGCCUUAGCAAGCGGGCCAUUGAACGUCGAUCCUGGCCCAAGUUCGGCGACGCCGUCCACGAGGACGUUGGUAGCCGCCUUACCAUGAUCUCCACCGAAGAGAUCGUCCUCGAGCGCCCUAGGGCUCCCGGUAGCAAACCAGAAGAAACAAAGGCUGCAGGGGAUCCCUUGGAUCAACUUGCAAAACCUGGUGCAGUUCUCAUGGUGUGUAGGACCUGUGGUAAAAAGGGUGAUCACUGGACAUCAAGGUGCCCUUACAAAGAUCUAGCUCCACAGAGCGAGGGCUUCACUGACAAGCCUCCGGCAUCAGAAUUACCAAAUUCUACUCCUGGCCCCGGCAAGGCAACAACCUAUGUUCCUCCGGGCAUGAGAGCAGGCGCAGAGAGAAGUGGGGGGACUGAAAUGAGACGCAGGAACGAUGAGAACUCUGUCCGGGUCACCAACCUCUCAGAGGACACCAGGGAAGAUGACCUGCAUGAGUUGUUCCGUACGUUCGGUCCAGUGAGCCGAGUGUACGUUGCUAUUGAUCAGAAGACUGGAAUGAGCAGAGGCUUUGGUUUCGUUAACUUCGUGAAUAGGGAGCAUGCUGAGAGAGCCAUUAACAAACUCAACGGGUAUGGCUAUGACAACCUCAUUCUCAGAGUUGAAUGGGCUGCACCGAGGCCAAACUAGCGACUUUUAACUUCUAACACAGCUUAUUUCACCUUUUUGCUGCUUGGAACGAUAAGCGGUGGUACUAUUUUCCAGAGGGAUUGUCUUCUUCCAUCAUGCCAUGCCAUGCCAUUUGGAGAAAAUUUUGUGGAUUUGUGUUAUGAAAUAUUCCUAUCUUAAAAUUUCGAUCAGAUUUUUAA
Messenger RNA from Diospyros lotus (date-plum), 1163 nucleotides. RefSeq lists its product as uncharacterized. The transcript has 2 exons. The coding region runs from base 97 to 984 and encodes 295 amino acids. Gene Ontology annotation, molecular function: RNA binding; translation initiation factor activity. NCBI's taxonomy places the organism in Eukaryota, Viridiplantae, Streptophyta, Magnoliopsida, Ericales, Ebenaceae. Gene Ontology annotation, cellular component: eukaryotic translation initiation factor 3 complex; cytoplasm. The record is from RefSeq and is a predicted model, not a curated record.